UCAAUAUUCACAAUCAAUAAAGAUUCUCUGUUUUCUAUAUUGUAAUAUGGUAUCAGAUGCAACACAAUAAAGCUCCAAGAAGUUCCUUGAAGCUUUUAAGAACUCAACAAUGGUGAGAACUAGAGCCACCACGUCAGCUACCACCAGUGUUCUCGUGGUCGAUGCCACCAUAGCUCAUCCACCAUCCCACACUUUCGCCAAUACACAAACACAUAUUGAUCCGUCUCAUGCUUCUGCCGAUCCUCCUCCUCGAUCUGUUCCUAUCCAGGUUCCUCGCGUUCCUCCAGCUGAUCAACCGGCAUAUGAAGAUGUCAGAUCUCCAUACUAUCUCAGUAAUGCCAAUCAUCCAGGCUUGGCCCUCACGACCCCUGUCCUCACAGAUCGAAACUUCUAGCCAUGGAAACGCGACUUCAAGCUCUCCAUUGGCGCCAGGAACAAAACACCAUUUCUUGAAGUGGGUCAGAAAUUUGAAAGCCCAUAAAAGUCGAACUGGGCCGGCCUGGUCCAAUCCAUUUCCACCGAUUACAAAUAGAGAUGAGAAGGGUUACUAGGGUUUCACCCUUCACUUUUAAAGAGGUCUCUCAAAACCCUAGUUUCUCCCAUUACUCACUCAGAAGCGCCUCUGCUACAUUCUCUUCGGCGAGAUGGGUGAAGUCAAGGCUUUGGUUCCAGAGUCCGUCUUGAAAAAGCAAAAGAGAGAAGAAGAGUGGGCUUUGGCUAAAACACAAGAACUUCAGACUUUGAAGGUGAAGAAUGCUGAGAACAGAAAGCUCAUUUACAACAGAGCCAAACAGUACGCUCAUGAAUAUUCAGAGCAGGAGAAGGAGUUGAUUCAACUUAAGCGUGAAGCCAAGUUGAAGGGAGGUUUCUAUGUUGAACCAGAGGCCAAGCUCUUGUUCAUCAUUCGUAUCCGUGGUAUUAAUGCCAUGCACCCAAAGACAAGGACUAUCUUGCAGCUCUUGCGAUUGAGACAGAUUUUCAACGGUGUGUUCCUUAAAGUUAACAAAGCCACCAUGAACAUGCUUCACAGGGUUGAACCAUAUGUUACAUACGGAUACCCCAAUUUGAAGAGUGUUAAGGAAUUGAUCUACAAGAGAGGACAUGGCAAGCUCAACAAGCAAAGAGUUGCAUUGACCGACAACUCUGUUGUUGAACAGGCUCUUGGAAAGUACGGAAUCAUUUGUACCGAAGAUCUUAUCCACGAGAUCACCACUGUUGGACCUCACUUUAAGGAAGCCAACAACUUCUUAUGGCCCUUCAAGCUGAAGGCACCAUUGGGUGGCAUGAAGAAGAAGAGGAAUCACUACGUUGAAGGAGGAGAUGCUGGAAACCGUGAGAACUUCAUCAACGAGCUGAUCCGAAGAAUGAAUUAGGUUUGGCAGUAUUUUAUUGCUCAAACAGAUUUAUGAGUCUUUUGGUUUAUUAUGUUAGAACAAAUCUAAACUCAAAUUUUGUUUUAUCGUUUAAGUUGGACGAAUUUGUCACUUUUUUAUUUUUGGUAUUUAAAGGUUUGAAUGUCAGAAUAUUUUGUAGGCUUGCGAGUGUUAAAUGCAUUUGUUAUAAAUUUUAUUAUUGGAUGAUC
Cannabis sativa is the source of this 1582-nucleotide messenger RNA. Its product is annotated as large ribosomal subunit protein uL30y. Lineage: Eukaryota; Viridiplantae; Streptophyta; Magnoliopsida; Rosales; Cannabaceae. Gene Ontology annotation, cellular component: cytosolic large ribosomal subunit. The record is from RefSeq and is a predicted model, not a curated record. Bases 645 to 1373 code for a protein of 242 amino acids. The transcript is spliced from 8 exons. Gene Ontology annotation, biological process: maturation of LSU-rRNA from tricistronic rRNA transcript (SSU-rRNA, 5.8S rRNA, LSU-rRNA). Gene Ontology annotation, molecular function: structural constituent of ribosome; RNA binding.